Molecule: messenger RNA, 919 nt
Organism: Erythranthe guttata (spotted monkey flower)
Lineage: Eukaryota; Viridiplantae; Streptophyta; Magnoliopsida; Lamiales; Phrymaceae
Product: proteasome assembly chaperone
Biological process (GO): proteasome assembly
Source: RefSeq, a predicted model, not a curated record
AAUAAUAUUUCGAAGAGGAAAUAUCUUUUUUUUCAAAUAUUUAGGGAGGAAAGUACGAAAAUGGAAAUUUUAUAGGGGGUGUAAGUGCAUUUUGUCCAAAAUAAAAUUAGGCCAACUAAAUCAUCAUUUCAAACCUUUGCCGUUGUCUUCUCCGACUUUGCCUCCAACUCUUUCCAGCUACCACUUCGGAGGAAGGCCCACCGGAAUAUUCGAGUCCCACUGUGAAUCUUAGCAAAAAAAUGAGCAGUAAUGACGUUGAAAUUGCGAAUGAGUUGAGCUCCAGAGAGCAGUUUGAUGAAGGUGAAAGUGGAGUGCAAGUCACGUGCUUUACAGAAGUAUCAAACGAUUCUACCCUCCAUUUUCAGAUAAUUCGUCUCCAUAAGCAGAUUUAUGCAUGGAUUGGUUACAACUCUGCUAAAUUCGGACAUCUAUAUGCAGCUGCAUCGACACGACCAAACAAUACAAUUGGUGUAACUGCUUUAAUUGGAGGGUCGUCUGAUAACACGGGAUCGGGUAUUGCACGUAGAUUAGUUCUAAAAACCGGUCUGAAUAUCGUACUUGCUUGUAAUAUACCGAAGAACAACCCCAUGCUUGAGGCAAAUGCAGAGAAAAUACUGGUGCAAAAGCUAAUUAGUCUUGGAUACACAAAGCCAAAAAUCUAAUUGGAAAACCUCCCGACAAUUUUAUAUCUUUUUAUCUCGUUAAUUGCGUGUUUGCUAGAGUCAAUUCUUCGAUUCUUAAUGUUCUCCUGUUACAUUGAUUCUGGAAGAGUUUACUGGAAACGGUAUAUCGUUUGGAUUGUUGUUUAAUCAUUAGUGUAACUGAGGAUGAACAUCAAGUAUGUAUUUCUUAUUCUGAAAGGUUUGUAUAUGCAGACUGCUCUCGAGUAAAAUGUCGAACCUUAUCUCGUUUCAGAUGA